AUGACGUCGACAUCAGCACAUGCCUACUCUCCCCCGCCUAGACCUUACACACAGAAAUUACUAGAACAAAUUUUGUCUUUCAAUGUGACGCAUGGGUUGGUGCGGAGCGGUUGCUACAAACUGAGCUCGAUUAAUGCCUCUAAUCGACAGGAAUUCAUCAAUGUUGUACUCCAUUUUGACGUUCUGUCCGCCAUAAGGAAAGAAUCACAGGGAGAACAGUGGAUAUACUGUAUUGAGCAGACGUUGCAACCCCCAUUGUCUGAGAACUUGGAUAGUGCGCAACAAUUACAGGACCAAGAGGAACCUAAAUACGCCGAAGACAGAGAUUCCUUCAUCAAAGUACUAUCGACCGUUUGGUCAAAAGUGGCCUAUUUUGAGAGUUAA
Opisthorchis viverrini is the source of this 384-nucleotide messenger RNA. RefSeq lists its product as hypothetical. The transcript has 2 exons. NCBI's taxonomy places the organism in Eukaryota, Metazoa, Platyhelminthes, Trematoda, Opisthorchiida, Opisthorchiidae. The record is from RefSeq and is a predicted model, not a curated record. Bases 1 to 384 code for a protein of 127 amino acids.